Molecule: messenger RNA, 875 nt
Organism: Cutaneotrichosporon oleaginosum
Lineage: Eukaryota; Fungi; Basidiomycota; Tremellomycetes; Trichosporonales; Trichosporonaceae
Biological process (GO): small GTPase-mediated signal transduction
Cellular component (GO): cytosol
Molecular function (GO): GTP binding; GTPase activity; protein kinase binding
Source: RefSeq, a predicted model, not a curated record
CGCCCAUCCAUCAGCACAUCAACAUCCUCUCUCUUAACAACACGCUCCAUCGCGACACCUCUCCAUCUCGUUGUCAUCCUCCAGUAACCUGUCUAUCCUCUCCACAACUCGGUUACAGCCACUGGUCGACACUCCUCCAGCUCUCUCGCUCACCAGCCAGUUACCAGUCGCUGGCGCCAUGUCGAUCGACAAUAUCCGCCGCCCCGACCUGAAGCGCAAGCUCGUCGUCGUCGGCGAUGGCGGCUGCGGCAAGACAUGUCUUCUGACCAUGUACGCCGAGAACCGCUUUCCGGAAGAAUACGUCCCUACCGUCUUUGAGAACCUCGUCACCAAUGUGCCGCAUCCCACGGACCCUGGGAAAACAAUCGAGAUGGCACUGUGGGACACCGCUGGACAGGAGGACUUUGACCGCCUCCGCCCGCUGUCUUACAAUGACACGGACGUUAUCCUUAUCGUGUUCGCGUGCAACCACCGGCCAAGUCUGGAGAACGUGUACGACAAGUGGUACCCCGAGAUGUCGCACUUCUGCGAAGGCGUCCCGCUCCUCCUUGUCUGCACGAAGACCGACCUGCGAAAUGACCCGACGACCAAGAGCCUCAUGGCGGCGCAGGGUGUAACGCCAGUGACGCCCGCCGAGGGCGAGAAGGUGGCCAAGGAGAUUGGAGCGCGCCGCUACCUCGAGUGCUCGGCCAAGGAGGGCCGUGGCGUCAAGGAGGUGUUCGAGACGGCCAUCCGCGAGAGCUUGCGCAAGGGCGCCGCCGUGUCGCGCAUGGUCAAGAAGAACGGCAAGAAGUGUGUCGUGCUGUAGCGUGGAUUCUUUGGCGAGGAGUGUGCUGUUGUUCAUUUAGCAUUAUGGCAUCCGGAUUCUACUAGAG